UAUCACUUCCUCCUUUUUUGCAGCUUUUCAAGUCAGCAGCUUAAAUACAUUCCGGCCGGUUCCUGGAGGCAAACGCACUCUGAGCUUUGGUGAUGACAAAUGAAUUUGUAUGUAGAAUAUCUACCGCAAAAGGAUUAAAAGACUGAAGCCUCCAAAUAAGUGUUAAAACAAUACAGGAUUCACUGCUUGAGGAAGCAAACAAUCCUAAGCUUCUAAACAAAUAGGAAACAAAUGAAGUUCUUAAAGUGAAGGUCAGACAGUAACUGUCAAUAUGAAUGAUUGCUCCAAUGAAGAUAGUGAAAUACCUGAUUCCCCAACCUUACCAGAAGAAGCAGAACAUUCUGAGAGGAAAACAAGUGUAACAGAUGGGGCCAAAACAACACAAAGUGAAAGCUGUGCUUCAAACAAAAAGAACAUGCAUGCCGAAGGCUCCCAAGAAGAUGGUCAAAUGAUAAGUCAACCUUCACCAACCUUAGCAGAAGAAUUGGAACAUACCAAGAUUAAAGCGAAUAAAACAGAUGAGGAAAAUGGUCAGGUAAUAAGUAAUUCACCAACCUUACCAGAAGAAGCAGGACCUAUACAGAAUGAAGUAAAUGAAACAGGAGACAGUCCUGUAUGCUACCAUCAUCUUAUGACUACAAAAGAACUUCAGCUUUACUGGGAGAAAGAGAAAUAUGAAGGAAAACCAGUCAAACUACUUUUUCAGAUCCAGUCCACCCGGAUAGCUGAGGACUUUCUUUCUAAGUUUGUGCUGUACAAGAUUGUAAUAAUCAAAACAGGAAGUUUUGAUGGAAAGAAAGUCUUUAUUGAGAGAAGAUACUCUGACUUUGAAUGCCUUCACAGGAAUUUACUAAAAGACUUUAAGGAAGAAAUGGAAGAUGUAGUAUUUCCUAAAAAAGUCUUAAUGGGAAAUCUUACUGAAGAGAUGAUCAGCAAGAGGAUGGUGGCACUUAAAGACUAUCUUGGUGAAUUAUAUGCUAUAAGAUGUGUAAGAAAGUCCCAGAAAUACAUAAUGUUUUUCAUUGAGCCAGAACUGAUAGAAGGAUAUAGCUGUAUACGAGGAGGACAGUACAGUACAGCGAUAGGGAUCUUUCAGCAAGUUGUUUAUCUACAAGAAAAGUUGGUUGAACAUUGUCCAACUUUACUGGUGCCAACUUUGUGUGCAUUAGUUGUAUGCCACAGAGAUAUGAAUCAAUCAGAAAUGGCUUAUGAAGUUGGGAUGAAAGCAAUAGAACUUCUGGAGAAGCACACAAUGCACAAAUAUUAUGUGCCACUAUUAGACGCCUUGAUUUCAUUGGCUUAUAAAACAGGCAAUGACUACAUGACUUUACGGGAUAAAUUACAGAUGUACGAAAUGAAAGUGAAAAGAACAUUUGACUUUGAAACAGUUACUCUGAAAGAGCUUGUAGUACAAGUAUAUGUUAAGGAUUAUUGAUUCAAUUUUAAAGUUUAUGAAAAAUUUUUCUUAUAUAUAUAUAUAUAUAUAUAACAAAUAAAAUCUUGCAGUUUUUACUCUGACCACCAGACUUUGGCGUAGGCUAACCCAUCUUGCUUUAAGUUGAUAACUUUUUAGCAAUCAUCUCAUCAAAGGAUGGAUUACAAGAGCUGCGCUCGCUUCAUAGGCUGUAACUGAUGGCUGCUAUCAGCAGCUGCACACUUACUGUCAAUAACAGAGAACAAGGAUAUCGCUGUUCUCAUUCGGUAACCUCCUUAUUGCUGUGAUCAAUUACAGUCAUGGCACUUGUGCACCCAAAUGACUGUCCCCCUAUCCGAUCGGCACCCUCGCAACAUGUAUAUGAAGGUCUGAUUGGUUUGUUUGCCCCCCCAGAUGUCUGCUAACCUCUCUGUGUGGGUCCUAGGUCAGGUCUGCUGAUGCAGCCUGCUGGGGCCAGGCUCUAUCUGUAUAUCACCAAUAACACUGAGGAAUGCUAUGCAAUAGCAUAGAAUUAUUCAGUGUUAGCAGUCUAGAUAUUGCAUGUAAAAGUCCCCUUCAGGACUGGUGCAAGGAUUUUUUCCACCCUAGGCAAAAGCUAAUUUUGCCACACGUUGACUCCGCCCAUUAGCCAGCCCUUUGACAAGCCCCACCUUAUACUGGGGUGACAUACUGUAACAAACCUCUUUCUCGUGCUGCUGGAUGAGUAAGUGAUUUGGAUGCUGGUUAUCUAGCUUUCUUGCAGCAGGCAGUCCGGUGCCCCCCAUUUAAGAAGGCGCUCUAGGCAGCUGCCUAUUUUGCCAAUAGGCAGAGCCGGCCCUGCCUGGAUGGACUUAACCCCUUAAGGACCAAUUUUAUUUUAGCAUUUUCGUUUAUUUCUCCUCACCUUCUAAAAUCCAUAACUCCUUUAUAUUUCCAUCUACAGACCCAUAUAAGGGCUUGUUUUUUGCGUGACCAAUUGUAAUAAAACCUCUCAUUUUACCAUAAAAUGUAUGGCGAACCCAAAAAAAGUUUUAGGGAGGAAAUUUAAAUGAAAACCAUAAUUGUGCACAUUUUGGAGGGUUUUGUUUUCACACUAUACACUUUACUGUAAAAAUGACAUAUGUUCUUUAUUCUUUGGGUCAAUACGAUUAAAAUUAUACCCAUGGCUAGAUACCUUUAUAUUUUUGUACCACUUUAAAAAAUGCAAAAACUUUUUGUACAAAAUCCGUAAUCUAAAAUCGCCCUAUUUUGACCACCUAUAACUUUUUCAUUUUUCCAUAUAUAGGGCAGUAUGAGGGCUAAUUUUUUGCGCUGUCAUCUGUACUUUUUAUCGAUACCACAUUUGCAUAUAUAAAACUUUUAGAUAAUUUUUUAUUAAUUAUUUUUUAUUUUUUACAUUUACGCCGUUCACCGUACGGGAUAAUUAACAAUAUUUUUUUAAAGUUCGGACAUUUACGCAUGCGGCGAUACCAAAUAUGUUUAUAAAAAAAAAAAGCUUUUACGCUUUUUGGGGUAAAAUGGGAAAAACUGACAAUUUUCAUUUUUAUUGGGGGAGGGAAUUUUUCACUUUUUUUUACUUUUUAUUUUUACAUUUUUCAACUUUUUUCACACUUUUUAUGUCCCAAUAGGGGACUUUCUAUAGCAAUCCUUUGAUUGCUAAUACUGU
Molecule: messenger RNA, 3080 nt
Organism: Hyla sarda
Lineage: Eukaryota; Metazoa; Chordata; Amphibia; Anura; Hylidae
Gene: SNX20
Product: sorting nexin 20
Exons: 4
Coding region: 272-1435 (387 amino acids)
Biological process (GO): protein transport
Cellular component (GO): early endosome membrane
Molecular function (GO): protein binding; phosphatidylinositol phosphate binding
Source: RefSeq, a predicted model, not a curated record